AUGCUUGGUUGGGGGACUUGUGCGCCCUGCGUAGGGCAGGUAGCAACAUUGUACGCCUGUCAAAGGUGCCACAGUCACGGUGGGUGUUCCGGUACGAAGUCUGCGUUGAGGCAUUUUCCUAUCUGCGGCACCGAGCUGCGGCGCAUAUGCUAUUUGAAGCCAAUUAUGAACGCACAGCUAGAGGGGUUCUACGCGAUGGACGUGUUCGGACUCACGCGUGAGCAUGUCAUUGAGUGGUGUCUUCACGACAAACCAGUUGUGGCUGUUGCGGACACGAAUGCGAAUGACCCAAAGGGCCGUGACGCCAAAAUGACCGUUGCACGGGUUGUUCCUUGCAUCACUGCACCCUCACUUCUUUUAAAAGACUCUUUUUUUUCGUUUUUUUUGUUUUUUUUUUGUGUGCUUAUCUUCUCUUGCUUUUCUGUGAUAGUUGUUUCUUUUUUUUUUGAUUAA
Molecule: messenger RNA, 453 nt
Organism: Trypanosoma rangeli
Lineage: Eukaryota; Euglenozoa; Kinetoplastea; Trypanosomatida; Trypanosomatidae
Product: putative AMP deaminase
Exons: 1
Coding region: 1-453 (150 amino acids)
Source: RefSeq, a predicted model, not a curated record